Trichomonas vaginalis G3 is the source of this 735-nucleotide messenger RNA. RefSeq lists its product as uncharacterized. Lineage: Eukaryota; Parabasalia; Trichomonadida; Trichomonadidae. The record is from RefSeq and is a predicted model, not a curated record. Bases 1 to 735 code for a protein of 244 amino acids. The transcript has a single exon.
AUGUCACGCGCAUCCUCUGCUCCAUUAGAGUCCAUGGAUAACAUUAAGGCAUGUCUCAAAGGUUAUUCCCGCCUCCUUAGACGUGAUUUCUUAGCUAUUCUUGUGAAGAUGACCGCAAAAGAAUUCGGAAUCAGAACUGUUAGAUGCGAUUGGAGAACAAGGAAAGGUAUGUUUGCAUUCCUUCAGGGAUCAUGGGAAAGGUUCCAUCCUCUUCUUAAUCAACCAACUGUUUUUAAUUGGUAUUGCACAAACUUUGAUUCAGCCGAGAAGCUCUUCUCCAACAGAAAGUUCGUCAUGUUUAUUUAUGCCAAUUGGAAACAAUAUGAGUCAUUUUUGACCAAUCCAAAUACAAUUCUUUGCAUCAAAUCCCAUUCUAACGGUAUCGAAACCCUUAUUAACAGCCCAUCUGUUCCUAAAGGUUUCGAUUGGCUUGAAUCAGAACCAGGAAAGUCAAUCCUCGAGAUUGUUCAUCACUUUAAGAAUGGACAAGCAGGAAAAUUUCACCAAGAUGACAUAGAAAUUGCUUCCUCACCAGAAGAACAGACUCCAGAACCAAUGAAAGAAUUGCAGCCAGAACCAGAACUUAAUUUACAACCAGAAGCAGAUGAAGAUCAUAUCGACCUCGAAUACGCUUUCUUCUUAUAUCCACAAGACUAUAUGUUCGUAGACUUCAAAAAACCCAUGCAGAUAACACAUAUUGACGAUCCAUUCCUUAUGGAUGAAUAUUCACUCUAA